GCUGUUUUGGUGCAAAACACUAGAACCUACGUUAAGGUUCCUUAUCCUUACGUAUAACUAUAUACGUAUAUAUAUAUAGGGCUCGCUCUCUGCAAUUGGAAAUCGCCGGAUCCAUUGAAAGGCCAAGUUCGCCGCCUAUCCACCCAUGCAUUCGAAAAAUGGUGGAGACGAGCUCGCCGUCCUCUACAGUUGCCAGAGAUGAAUCUUCACCAUCCUCAAAAUUGGAAUCGUCCGAAUCAUUGGCGUCGAUUGCAGAGAAUCUUCAACGUACGGUCCUUCAAUCCUCUGCGAUUCACGCUGCUCGUUCUUUGAGACACAACUCUUCCACCCAUAUCCGUUCCUUGCAGGAUUUUUUUCCUGAAGCAAUAUCGCAGUACAGAACUUAUGAAGAUGCUUUCAUCAAUAAAGUUAAAGAUGGAUUGAUGGUUGCCAGGGAACAGCCAGCCAUGGUUAUUGGGUUUGCAAUUUCUGCUACCCUUCUUAUGCGAGCUCCAAGAAGGUUUUUGUUUCGUCAUACAUUAGGUCGACUCCAAAGUGAGGAGGCACGGUAUGUGAGUGCUGAGAAGAAUGUGAAGGACUUGAACCUAUCAGUAGAUUUAAUGAGGAAGGAGAGCAAAAAAUUGCUGGAAAGGACAGCUCUCGCUGAGAAGAAUAUGAAAUAUGGGCAUAAUGAACUCAUGAACUCGGGAGCCCAAAUUCAACAUCUUGCAAAAUCUAUUUACAAGGUUGAAGCCCAAGCUGCAGAUCUGACGGAUAGGCUCCGGCACAUACCCAGUCGUGAAGCUCUGGCACUUAGAGCAGAGGUUGCUUCAUUAGCAUCGAUUUUGAAGAGGCAGAGACUUGUGCUUCACAGACGGAUAAUGAAGAUCUCCGAAUUAGGGGUUCCUGUGUGAGUUGUUGACAUCCAUCUCCUUUUGAAUUAAAAAGAAAAAGAAUAAAUUGAAGUUUUUAUUCACAUUUGUCAUUGAUUGUUACCAACCAUUACUAGCUGCCACUAUCUAUUGUUGAUUAUUGUUGAAUGUUGUUAGUUAUCUUUGAUCAUUGCCAACUGCUAUCGACCCUCGACCAUGUUUGAGUGUUGUCGACCAUUACUGUGUAGCACCCUUGGCUACCAUAUGAGUUGGGUUUUUGUGAGUCCUUUUUUUCUUUUGA
This is a messenger RNA of Prosopis cineraria, 1152 nucleotides long. Its product is annotated as RGS1-HXK1-interacting protein 1. NCBI's taxonomy places the organism in Eukaryota, Viridiplantae, Streptophyta, Magnoliopsida, Fabales, Fabaceae. The coding region runs from base 159 to 893 and encodes 244 amino acids. The record is from RefSeq and is a predicted model, not a curated record. The transcript has 8 exons.